Molecule: messenger RNA, 5217 nt
Organism: Macroventuria anomochaeta
Lineage: Eukaryota; Fungi; Ascomycota; Dothideomycetes; Pleosporales; Didymellaceae
Exons: 4
Coding region: 343-4908 (1521 amino acids)
Biological process (GO): phosphorelay signal transduction system; phosphorylation
Molecular function (GO): phosphorelay sensor kinase activity
Source: RefSeq, a predicted model, not a curated record
GGGAUGGGCUGGAGACGGACAGCUGCCGGUACCUGCUCGAGGCGCAUCAAGAGAAGACAGUCCCCAAAUGUCCUCGUCUCCCACGCUCCAUGUGCUGUCCUCUGCCGCGGAAAAUCCUAUAGCCAGCCGUGAUCGUCAUUGGCGAUUCCCAUGCAGGACUUUCUUUAGCCUAGCGUCGACGCUUGGAACACUCACGACACCGAAGCUGGUCCGCGGCGGCAUUGAACCUGAAGCUGGAUACGUCUGCGCUCCCCGGCCCUGAUAGUAUGCCCGCGGACUGACAAAGUCGCGCGUGCUAGCUGGCUCUUGCUCCAACAGACACAGAGGCAGACGGGCCUUUCUAUGCCAACCCAGCCGCAAUCAAUAUUUACUGGAACAACACCGACAUCGACGAGUCCUGACCACCGCCGACUCAGCACGCCCGAAUAUCACGAGGCCCUGAACCCACCGCCAGAGGGCUCGCAACCUCCCACGUUCCCCGAGCAGCCCUCCAGCGCACUGUUCCCGCCACCUGAGCGCCCAUGGUCGCUGAAGAACCCGCUUGACAUCCUCACGACGACCCCACGGCCCUCCUCUGCGCUCUUGUCUAGUGGGGAGGCAUUCAAGGCACCGCAGCCCGUAACAACGCCGCCGCCCGCAGUCGCCGGCACCAAGCGAUCAGCACCACGCACGCGUGACGACGCGCCUGCCACCGAACCUCUGCGCAAACGUCGACGCCUGCAUACCCGCACGCGCCAUUCUCUCGACCUCUUCAACCGGGCCAGUAGUCGACCGCUCCGGUACGACGGACAGCCACCAUCACCGCUGUUCUUCUCGUCCAAGCGCGCUCGACCACACCUGCCUGCGCGGUUCUCUAGCUCGGAGGCUGCCGCGAGGAUGCUGAGCAAGACCCGGGACGAGGAUGGCGGCAUCAAGACAGUGACAUUGGCUCGGGGCACCUUCAGCGGAUUGAGUCCACCUGGGACGACGAGCAUAAUGAGUGGGAGGAGCUCUGAGCGGUCGAGUAUACCACGCACAUCAUCAUCAGAUGCGCGUGAACGGAGUGAUGCUCUCAAGCUCCUGGGCUCUGUCGGCGUGGUUGAAUUGCUGGAAAACGACACAAGGCCUACUUUUAUGGUGGAUAUUGGCGACUACGCCAACUAUGCACCCGAAUCAUUUACUUUACAAAUCCUCUUUGCCAACAAUGCCUUGCGUUCGAAUGCAUCGAUAUGGGAAACAGUUGCUGGGAAGCCGCCCGAACAAUCCACAGACCAAGCAUCGUCACAUGCAACCAACCAGUUCCGUGGCUGGCUAUUGAGCACUGCGACUCGAGGAGACGAGUGGGACGCAAACCCUACUCCCGUUGAGCAUGGCGGCAUAGUAUGGUCAUGCUUUACAUUGAGGAAGCGUUUACGAAUAGUCUCUGGAGCAACCCCACCUAUGACCACAGCUGAAGUCCCAUCUACGAGCGCAUCGAUUGAGUUCGCAAUCCCCUCAGUGUCAUCAGUCGGGCGUCUGUCAGGUCGAAUAUUAGACACUACAUCAUCAUCGAAUUCGACUGGUGAGCCACAGGAUUACUUUGGCCCACCAGCAACCGAAGUAAACGAAGAACCGAACGCGCUGAAUACCAUGACGCACAAUCACAUGAACAACACAAUUACCGAUACUUCCAGUACUAGUAGUGGGCCAAGGUCACAGCCCAACCAUCUAACAUUACCUUCAAUAGAGGAUGCAUCCUUCACAAAUGAGUGCGUUCUUAGGGCUCACAGUGCAGGUGACGUUGAUUCUUUCCGUAAUGUACCGAAAGCACCCCAGCACCACGACAUGGGCUUCUUCGACUGGACAAGACUUUCGCUGUCACCCUCCCUCCCGAGACACAUUCAGUUCGCACGCGCUGUGGACUGGGCAUCGACACCGCUAGGGCCCAUCGAGUACUGGUCAAACGAUCUCCGAGCUAUGUGCAACUUGAUCAUGGCGAGUCCUCACCCAGCUGCUAUGUACUGGGGAGAUGAGCUAGUCGCUAUCUACAACGAGGCUUAUAUCGGACUCGCUGGUCAAAAGCACCCAACUUUGAUGGGGCAGAGCUACAAGGUUGCUUGGGCAGAGAUCUGGGAUGAAGUUAAGGACGUCUUUACCAAUGCUCGCCUGACCGGCCAAGCUACAAUGAAGGACGAUGACUGUUUGUUUAUGAAACGGAGCGGGUUUCUUGAGGAGACCUAUUUCUCGUGGUCGAUUAUCCCUAUGGUUGGAGAGGACGGCACCGUAAUGGGACUGUACAACCCAGCUUUUGAAAAGACUAGGAGGAAGAUUGCUGAACGGCGAAUGCUCACCCUUCGCGAGGUCGGCGAACGGACAGCGACAGCGAGAGACAUCAAAGGGUUCUGGGACCAGGUUCUGAUUGCAUUGACCGAGAACGAAUUCGACACACCCUUCCUCAUGUUAUACUCGGUCUCCGACGAAAGCGACAGCGACUCAUCUUCCCUGCAUUCUAGCAGUCUGUUGGGUGCCAAGCACUGUUUCCUAGAAGGAUCUCUGGGAGUGCCAAGCGGUCAUCAGGCUGCCCCUGAGCAGAUCGAUCUAAAGGAAGGUCACGAAGGCUUUGGACCCGUCUUCCGCGAGGUCAUGAAAACCGAUAAACCUGCCGUCAUCAGCAUUGGAUCCGGCGACCUACCAUCCUCCAUGAUGGAUGGUCUUGAAUGGCGAGGCUUCGGCGACGCCUGCCGCGAUGUGGUAGUAUGCCCUAUACAUCCUACUACAGGCGAAACGAUUCUCGGUUUCUUGGUCAUGGGUGUCAACCCACGCAGGCCCUACGACGAUGACUACAACCUCUUCGUUCAGUUGCUGAGCCGACAACUCGCGACGUCUCUGGCUUCAGUCGUUCUAUUUGAAGAGGAAAUCCGAAGAGGUCAAAAAGCUGCGAAGUUGGCAGCAGAGGAUCGGUACAACCUAUCCACGCAACUCGCAGCACGCACACAAGAAGCUCGAGAGAACGAGCUCAGAUUCACACGAAUGGCGGAAUACUCACCUGCAGGUCUGUUCAUCGCCGACCACGCAGGACGAAUCACCUACUGUAACGACACAUGGUUCGAGAUUUCCCGGGUACCCAAAGAAAGAAACAAAACGGAUAGAUGGAUAGAUUACGUGAAGGAAGAGGAUCAAAAGCUCAUACAGGAACACUGGAAACGCCUUGUCGAGAACACUGCACCGAUCAACGUCGAAUUCAGGUUCAAAGCACCGUGGGAAGACCGCAAUGCCAAGGCAACAAGUGAUACGUGGGUACUCUUCAGCGCCUUCCCGGAGAAAGAUGAAAGUGGGCAGCUCAAGAGCGUGUUCGGAAGUAUCACGAACAUCAGUCCCCAGAAGUGGGCCGAAGGCUUUCAGAAACGAAAGAUGGAAGAGGCUGUUGAGCUCAAGAGGCAGCAAGAGAAUUUCAUCGACAUCACAAGUCACGAAAUGCGAAAUCCGCUUAGCGCCAUCCUGCAAUGCGCCGACGAAAUUUCGACAAUCCUUGGCAACUUCAGGCAAUCUGGUCUGCAAACAAUCGAACCUGGAAUCGUUGCCGACGCGAUCGAUGCAGCACAGACUAUUGCUCUAUGCGCACAGCACCAGAAGAGGAUUGUCGAUGAUGUCUUGACACUCUCGAAGCUUGAUAGUGCAAUGUUAAUGGUUACCCCAGUGGAUGCACAGCCGCUGCAGGUCAUUCAGCGUGCACUCAAGAUGUUCGAAGGCGAAGUACAGACAGCUGGCAUACAGAUGGAAUUCGUCCUUGGCGAGUCUUUCAAGAAGCUGAACAUCGAUUGGGUCAAGAUUGACCCGUCCCGUGUGCUUCAGGUUCUCAUCAACUUGACCACCAACGCAAUCAAAUUCACAUCCACAGAGGAGACCCGGACUAUUACCGUCGUUCUUUCCGCAUCCACUACUCGUCCAUCAGCAAGUGAAUCACCAGCUGUCAGCUACUUCCCAAUGAAGUCAAAACGCAUCGAUCAAACACUCGGCCCAGACUGGGGCGAUGGCGAAGAGAUCUUCCUCGAGUUUCUCGUCCAGGACACUGGCCGAGGCCUUUCCGCAGAGGAACUCAAACUCCUCUUCCAGCGCUUCUCCCAAGCAAGCCCACGCACACACGUGCAAUAUGGAGGCUCUGGUCUCGGCCUGUUUAUCUCUCGCGAACUGACAGAACUGCAAGGUGGCGAGAUUGGUGUCUCGUCAGAAGCUGGCAAGGGCAGCACGUUUGCCUUCUACGUCAAGGGUCACAGAAGCUCAGAACCGAAGGAGGCCAUUGAUAGCGUUCCUGCCGCAGUGACAUUAUCUAGGAAAGGGUCGAACGCGAGAGAGAAGAGACGGCCCGAACCACCGAAAAUCAAAGACUUCGCUGCUCAAGCGCCGGCGAACAAAGAGUCAGAAAAGUCAAAACUACCUUACGCUCACCUCCGCGUUCUGAUCGUUGAAGACAACCUUGUCAACCAAAAAGUCCUCCAACGCCAACUCCAAAACCGCGGCAUAACAACAACCGUCGCCAACCACGGCGGCGAAGCCAUAACCCUCCUCUCAUCCUCCUCCUACCACUCUUCCUCCGGCCCCAGCGCGCCCGACCUCGGCGUCGUCCUGAUGGACAAAGAGAUGCCCGUAAUGGACGGGCUAGCCUGCACCUCCAAGAUCCGGGAUAUGGAGCGCAAAGGCGAGCUGAGACGACACGUGCCGAUCAUUGCGGUCACGGCGAAUGCACGCAGUGAGCAGAUUGCCACACUGCUCGCGGCAGGCAUGGAUGAUGUGGUGUCCAAGCCGUUCAGGAUCGGGGAGCUGGUGCCCAAGAUUGAGGAGUUGAGUGCGAAGUAUUGUGAGAAGAGUGAGAGGAAGGUAAUGCAGGAGAAGGCAUUACAGACGAAGGAUAGUGGGAUGAGCUUUACGGUACCUGGCCAGCUUGGAAGAUAAGAUGGCGGGGCCUGGUUCGAAGCCGGUUAACGGACAUGAGGUUUCUGUUUUGUGUUUUGGUGGGCAUUUGAUGCUUCACGCAAGGUGUUCUGGCGUCUAGCAUACAGGGCAUAAGAGGAAGCUUCGGGUCAUUUUUGUCUAUGAGCAUUUCGAAAUGAAUGGAUAGGAAAAGGAAGGGUGGGUAUUGGUAUGGUUUCGGUGCAUGUUGAGGAAAUACCCUAUAGUCACGCGACGUGCUUCUAAGGCGGAUGCGAACUACUAGUAAUGUAUUGUAACGUGAAACAUUAUCGAUUGGGCAUAGUAACAAAC